Molecule: messenger RNA, 2097 nt
Organism: Ricinus communis (castor bean)
Lineage: Eukaryota; Viridiplantae; Streptophyta; Magnoliopsida; Malpighiales; Euphorbiaceae
Product: inorganic phosphate transporter 1-4
Exons: 2
Coding region: 277-1887 (536 amino acids)
Biological process (GO): transmembrane transport; phosphate ion transport
Cellular component (GO): membrane
Molecular function (GO): phosphate transmembrane transporter activity
Source: RefSeq, a predicted model, not a curated record
UUUUGUUCUUUUUCUUUAUUUGGGUAAACCCUCCACAAGUAUUUGCGAUACUUCUGCUGCAGAGUCGUUGCAUAUGUAUAUAAAUACCAACGAACGUCUGCUGCCCCUUUUAAGUUGAAUUUUUUAACCCUCUCACAAGCAUUCCUCUUGUGAUUUCCUUCUUUCUUUCUGCACUCACAUUGAUCACCACUCUCUCCUUUUUCUUCUUCUAAACGAAGAAGAAAUCAUCAGAAGAUUAAAAGAGAGAAAAGUUGUGAAUUUGAGUGCUAGAUAGCCAUGGGGAAGGAAUUACAAGUUCUUAAUGCUCUUGAUGUAGCGAAAACACAAUGGUACCACUUCACUGCAAUUAUUAUCGCUGGAAUGGGCUUUUUCACCGAUGCAUAUGACCUGUUUUGCAUUUCUCUGGUCACUAAAUUGCUUGGCCGCAUAUACUAUCAUGUGGAUGGGGCAGAGAAGCCUGGAACUUUGCCUCCUAAUGUAUCAGCUGCUGUUAAUGGUGUGGCGUUCUGUGGAACUCUUGCAGGCCAGCUCUUCUUUGGCUGGCUUGGUGACAAGAUGGGGAGGAAGAAAGUUUAUGGUAUGACUCUUAUGCUCAUGGUGAUUUGUUCAGUGGCAUCAGGUCUUUCUUUUGGCCAUACUGCUAAAUCGGUCAUGGCAACUCUCUGCUUCUUCCGGUUCUGGCUUGGGUUUGGUAUUGGUGGUGACUAUCCACUUUCUGCCACCAUCAUGUCUGAGUAUGCUAACAAGAAGACCAGGGGUGCCUUUAUCGCUGCUGUAUUUGCCAUGCAGGGAUUUGGAAUUUUAGCAGGAGGUAUUUUUGCCAUAAUUAUAUCAUCUUCUUUUGGGGCCAGGUUCGAUGCUCCAGCUUAUGAGGUUAAUGCAACUGCCUCAACUAUCCCACAAGCAGACUAUGUAUGGCGUAUAAUUCUCAUGGUUGGAGCACUUCCUGCUGCCCUUACCUAUUAUUGGAGGAUGAAAAUGCCUGAAACUGCCCGCUACACCGCCCUUGUUGCCAAGAAUGCAAAACAGGCUGCUUCUGAUAUGUCCAAAGUUUUGCAGGUGGAUCUCGAGGCAGAAGAGCAAAAGGUUCAACAGAUCUCUGGGAAUCAAUCCAAUGGAUUUGGUCUGUUCUCUAAACAGUUUCUUCGUCGCCAUGGACUUCACUUACUUGGCACAACAACCACAUGGUUCUUGCUUGACAUUGCAUUCUACAGCCAAAAUUUAUUCCAAAAGGAUAUCUUUAGUGCAAUUGGGUGGAUUCCUCCUGCAAAGACUAUGAAUGCCAUCGAGGAGGUUUAUAGAAUUGCAAGGGCACAAACACUUAUUGCUCUAUGCAGUACUGUCCCAGGCUACUGGUUCACAGUUGCUUUGAUUGACAAAAUAGGAAGAUUUGCCAUUCAGUUGAUGGGAUUCUUCUUCAUGACAGUGUUCAUGUUUGCUUUGGCCAUUCCUUACGACCACUGGACCCACAAGGACAACCGAAUUGGAUUUGUUGUCAUGUACUCAUUAACCUUCUUCUUUGCAAACUUUGGACCUAAUGCCACCACAUUUGUCGUGCCAGCCGAAAUUUUCCCAGCAAGGUUAAGGUCCACUUGCCAUGGUAUAUCAGCAGCAUCUGGAAAGCUUGGGGCCAUGGUUGGUGCAUUCGGGUUCUUAUAUUUGGCUCAGAACAAAGACAAGGCCAAGGCAGAUGCAGGGUACCCAGCAGGCAUUGGUGUGAGGAACUCACUUAUUGUGUUGGGUGUAAUCAACUUCUUAGGCAUCAUGUUUACUUUCUUGGUGCCAGAAUCGAAGGGAAAAUCUUUGGAGGAGAUGUCAGGUGAGCACGAGGAAGAUAACGAGAACGAGGAGCAAAGUUCACAUAAUAACAGGACGGUUCCAGUUUAGAUUAGUCCAAAAGCAAGUUGUCCAGAAUAAAAGUUGUACAAGUCUUCUUGAUUCUGGCAAGAAAAGUCUGAUAUUUUUUUCUUCCCCCUGCUUGCCUUAUCUUGUAGUUCUUCUAUCUCCACUUUCUGUUUUCCUUAAUUUUGUACUUAUUGUAGUCAUAUCCUGCUGGAACUCAGGAAUAUAAUAGACAUUCGCUAUUGUUCUUCAUUA